Molecule: messenger RNA, 3591 nt
Organism: Alternaria burnsii
Lineage: Eukaryota; Fungi; Ascomycota; Dothideomycetes; Pleosporales; Pleosporaceae
Product: arm repeat-containing protein
Exons: 10
Coding region: 1-3591 (1196 amino acids)
Biological process (GO): nucleus-vacuole junction assembly; transcription by RNA polymerase III; vacuole inheritance
Cellular component (GO): RNA polymerase III complex; fungal-type vacuole membrane
Molecular function (GO): protein binding; protein-membrane adaptor activity; DNA binding
Source: RefSeq, a predicted model, not a curated record
AUGGGCAUCUCCGACGUCUGCUACCGUUUCUUCUGCUGCGGCGGCCGCUCAAGAGACAGCAUAUAUGACCCGGUGUUGGCAGACAGCGAACGGGAAGCUGUCGCCGACCUGCUGGGCUUCCUCGAGAACCGAGCCGAAACCGACUUCUUCUCAGGCGAACCUCUCCGCGCGUUGAGUACUCUGGUAUACUCGGACAACAUCGACUUGCAGCGAUCGGCAAGCUUGACCUUCGCCGAGAUAACAGAACGAGAUGUCAGAGAGGUCGACCGAGACACCCUGGAGCCUAUUCUGUUCCUGCUCCAGAAUCCCGACAUCGAAGUGCAGCGUGCGGCGAGCGCCGCCCUGGGCAACUUGGCGGUAAACACCGAGAACAAGGUGGCCAUCGUCGCACUCGGUGGUCUUGCGCCAUUGAUCAAGCAGAUGAACUCGCCUAAUGUCGAGGUACAAUGUAACGCCGUCGGGUGCAUCACAAACUUGGCUACGCACGAGGACAACAAGGCAAAGAUUGCACGGUCCGGCGCACUGCAGCCUCUCACACGGCUAGCCAAGUCAAAGGACAUGCGCGUGCAGAGAAAUGCAACCGGCGCACUGCUGAACAUGACACACUCAGAUGACAACCGACAACAGCUCGUAAAUGCUGGCGCUAUCCCCGUCCUUGUUCAGCUACUGUCUUCAUCUGAUGUCGAUGUCCAGUACUACUGCACCACCGCCCUCAGCAACAUUGCUGUCGAUGCAAGCAACCGCGCCAAGCUGGCACAGACUGAAGGCAGGCUGGUUGGCUCUUUGGUACACCUUAUGGAGUCGUCCUCGCCCAAGGUGCAGUGCCAGGCCGCACUUGCUCUUCGUAACCUUGCGUCGGACGAACGCUACCAGCUCGAGAUUGUACGCGCUCGUGGUCUGCCUUCCCUCCUCCGCCUUCUGCAAUCGUCAUACCUACCGCUGAUUCUAUCCGCCGUCGCGUGCAUACGAAACAUCUCCAUCCACCCCGCCAACGAGUCGCCUAUCAUCGAGGCUGGCUUCCUUAAGCCGUUAGUUGAUUUGCUCGGCUCCACCGAUAACGACGAAAUCCAAUGCCACGCAAUCUCCACCCUGCGUAACCUUGCGGCAAGCUCAGACAAGAACAAGCAGUUGGUUUUGGAGGCGGGUGCUGUGCAGAAAUGCAAGUCGCUCGUGCUCAACGUGCGACUUCCAGUGCAGUCUGAGAUGACAGCUGCGAUUGCCGUCCUUGCUCUGAGUGAAGAGCUCAAGCCUCACCUGCUCAACCUGGGAGUCUUCGAUGUACUCAUCCCACUUACCGAGUCGGAAAGCAUCGAGGUUCAAGGUAACAGUGCGGCUGCUCUCGGAAACCUGUCGUCCAAGGUCGGCGAUUACUCGAUAUUCAUCCAAAACUGGACAGAACCCGCAGGCGGAAUUCACGGCUAUCUCCGCCGCUUCUUGGCGAGCGGAGACCCAACUUUCCAGCAUAUCGCUAUUUGGACACUGCUACAGCUACUCGAGUCGGAAGACCAACAGCUCAUGGAGCACAUUGGCAAGUCGAACGAGAUCAUCGACAUGGUCACGGACAUUGCUGAGCGCAACAUCGAGUCAGAUGACGAAGACAAUGAGGACGGCGAAGGCGAAGUCGUCACCCUCGCACGCAGAUCAAUGCCGCCAAAACCAAGAGGACGGGGAAGCACCCGCGCUCGCGGAAGUGGAAGAGGAGGAGCCGCAGCAGGACGAGCUACCGCUGACACGAGUGAAUCCACGGAUGCGAUCCCGCAAAGCACAGCUCCCGCUGACGCCUCGGAAGCUCCCAUUGAGCCCGUAGUACCAAAGCAAGAAGAUGGCGAUGCGAAGCCAGUCAUUAUUGGUCAAGGCCCAUUGGCGACUGCAGAGCCACAGGCUUCCGAGGCGCCUUCAGCGACUGUAUCUGCUGUCGCAUCACCUCAGCCUGACGCAGAACCAGCAGCUCGCGCUCCAGUACAAAGGCUCGGCAGUCUUCAAGGCUCUGUACCUCCUUCACGAUCAGCAUCACCGUCUGUACGCGGACGCGGCGGUACAACUCGAGGCAAGAGGGGCGUCAAGACCCCCGCCUUCACAGGAAGAAGGAGCAAAGAAGAGCGAGACGCUAUUGCAAAAGAACUGGCAGCUCGCGACCGAGAAAGGACAAAAGAGCAGGUUGCUGCGGACAAGAGAAGGGAAGCGGAGGCGGCAAAGGCAGCAAGGCGAGAGGCCAGCAAGCUGAAAAAUGCCAGAGGUGGUUUCAGUGGAGUCGCGAGUGGACCCUUCUCCUUAGGCAGCUCUAAAGAAGACAGGAAGAACAGCUCAAAUCGCGGCUUCUCUGGCUUCGGAUCUGGAUCUGGCUCUCGAGCAGAGCGCGUCAAGAACGAGGACGGCAGUUACGGAGGGUCUGGUUCCCGGUCAGGCGGAGGUGGAGGUGGAGGAAGCGGAGGAGGGUCAUCGAUCAAGAGAGAGGAUGGUGGGCUUGUGUCAUCUGAUGACGAAGACCUGGCCGACAUACCGCGUAGGGAUAUCGAUCUGAUCGAAAUCUCCUCAGACGAAGACGAGACUAAAGCGAAAAGUGCGCCUUCACAACGCGGGCCGCGAACAGCUUUACCCGUUCGCAUUGGCAGAAAAGAACACCAGGAGCGGACUAUCGGUAUCAACACAGAGGCAAGCUCGGAAACUUCAGCAAAAAUACUGGAACAAGCGGAAUCGAGCGGCCAGGCACCAAAAAAUGUUGCGUCUGAGCAAACGAGCCGGAAACCAAAGAACAAGUCAAAGGAUGUAGAAAUCACAGGUUCGCGGAAACAGUUCAAGGGCGUGUGGCACGACUCAGAAGACUCGGAUGUUGUUGUCAAAACCGAGCCUACGAGCGAAGACGAGAACAUGGUCGAUGCUGAGCAGGUAGGUCUGUCCGAUGCUCCUGCUCAGUCCUCAGAAAAACAAGAACCGUCGUCACCAAAUGCCGAGCGGAAGCCAAAACUUAAGAAGAAGAGUAUAGCAGAACCAGUGCUCCAGACUGACGAAGAUCGCGCCGAAUGGGCACGUUUUCAAUCGAACCUACGCCAUAUCCGAGCCGAGUUGGGUCCAGAGGAGAUGCCACAAGUCGAUGGAUCCGGCGACGUACCGAUGACAGACGCAGCUAACACAGAGAAGAAGCCUACAGUGCGAGAUAACAACGUCUAUCUGUUCCAAAUACCGCCCCUUAUGCCAGCAGUAGAGCCCCCAUCGAUCAAGAAAGAAGCACCAGACCCUCAGUCUGCGUCCCUACCUACGCAGCCAUCAGUUAAAACGGAUCCAAAGAUCAAAGUCGAGGAAGGGAGCUUUUCCGAUCCCUCUGCUAGGCCCAAAGAAGGUGUUCGAUUUGGGAGUGGAUUGGUUGGAAAGUUGCGGGUACACGAAUCUGGCCGCACAACGCUGGACUGGGGCGGUACGAGCUACGAACUCACGCCUGGCAACAAGGCCAGUUUCCUACAGGAAGUUGCUAGCCUUAAUAUGCGCCCCGAGAAUGAGAGAGCUGCACCGGAGGACGCAGGUGAAGCAAUCAGUCUUGGUAGAGUGAAGGGCAAAUUCGUCGUGGUGCCAAACUGGGGCGAGAUGCUCGGCUGA